UAUUCAACAAAUAAUAAUUUAAGGUAGGAUUUAGUUAUAUAUUUUUGCAGCCUGAGAUAUCAUGGCCUGAGAUAACAUAACCUUAUGUUCUAAAAAUCAGUUCAUUCCUGGUUUGUCAUUUAUGAAACUUCUGAAAUGAGGGAUGAGUGACAUCUUAACUGGAUGAAAUGGAGACCCAACAUGGCUGUGAUGCAUGUAUACCUACUGAGGUAAGCGCUCCGGUUUCUACACGCUCCAUUCGUUUGGUGUCCCCUAUACAAAGUGCCUGGACGACAACCAUAAAAGACAGCCAUUAAACUAAAUUAGGCUCUAUGACAAUUUCACUGCACAUUUUCAGGAGCAAGCCACACACAUCUGGUUUUACUUUGUGGUCAUUUUUGCUUUGUUAGAAAUGAAGAAGAAUCAAGAAUCAAGGUUUGACUAAGGAAGCUGCUUUUCCAACUAUUAAAACAAAAGAAUAAUUAUAAUUCAUCCAAAGAAUUUAAUUCAGACUCUGGCCCCAUCUGAACCAGACUGUGUACACACUGUGAUGUGAUGUGUUCACUAUUGCACUCUGUGACUCAUCUACAGUAGCAAACAUAAAAGUUGUGCCUCACACGUAUAAGUGUGAAUCAUAUCCCAUUUAUCGUAAUAUGUGCAUGACAAAUAAUCAGAAGAGAGAGGCCACUGACUUAAAUUAACUCAAACUGAACAGUUUUAGACUAUUCAGGCCUCCACAGCUCUCCACAUGUGAGAUAAAAACACUUACUCAAAGAUAAAAAUAGAUAACUGUUAUACGUUAUGUGUAUACAUAAAAAUACUUGUCGUGUGAUGUCAUACUUCAAAAGCAGUGAGGCUCAGAGAGGCAUGUUAAGGUGAUUACUUUAAGUACAUAUGUUAGGUGGUUUAUUAUUGCGGUGUAAUGCAUAUAUGUAUGUUCACAUACAUGCUACAUGCAUGUGAAAUAUUUCUGUUGAUUGGAGGUGUGUACAGAGAGCUGUGGCCGUGUGCCUGCAUGUCCUCACCUUGUGAACUGACAACACAUGAUGUAAAGGCCUGACAUCAUUUCACUGGGAAUCCACUCCCUCAAAUGCACUACUAUUAUAAAAAAACAAAACAAAACAAAAAAACAACUAUUAAACUCUCUAACAAGCUGAUCUAUAUUGUCUGCCUUGCUUCAGAAAGAAAAAUCUUCAGAUUAGAUUCUGCGCUCACUGUAUAUGAUGAAAUGGUGACACUCUACAGUUGAGUAUUGGAGCAUCAGGACCUCCCCUCGCUGUGUCGUCAGCUGCUUACCUAAGGCCCUGGCAGAAGCUCCACCACAAAACAGCAGGAAAUCUGAUCCAUAUGGUGGCUCUAUAAAGCUGACCGCUGAUUUGAGUCGUCAUCAAAACCCAAGCAAGCACUUCUUCUCUUUGAUCGCCACCACUCUCUGCUGCACCUGAACAUUGCCUCUGUCCCACCAGCACCACUGUUCCACACAAGAUAUGAAGAUACUUGGCCUUGUAGCUUUUCUACUUUUGCUUGGGGCAAUUGUUUGCCAGAACAACCGCCAGAACAAUGUCAAGACAAGUGGUAAGUCCACCAAAAAGACUGGUGGGGCACAGGGAGCAGAUGUGAGCCAGUCCUCCACAGAGGUAGAUCUACCGUCCAGAAGCACUGGAAGUAUUGCGGCGGCAGUCUCCAGCAGAGAACAAGGCAAUGGGAACAGAGGAGCAGCUCCUGUAGGGGCUGGCAGCACCAGGAGCCCUGGACAACAGGCUGAGGAGAUGAGGCUGCACUUCCUUAAAAACACACAGGUCACAUGUAACGAUGGGACAGCUGCAGGGUUUUACCUAAGAGAGUUCAGAGGGAGCCGUCGAUGGCUGUUAUUUCUGGAAGGAGGCUGGUGCUGCUACAGCAAAGAGACCUGUGAUUUCAGGUACCAAAAUAUCCCACGGCUGAUGAGCUCAACGGCGUGGCCUCAAACAAAGACAGGGAGUGGCAUAUUGUCUUUUCAGGCUGUGGAAAAUCCACAUUGGCAUAAUGCUAAUAUUGUAUUUAUUCCAUAUUGUUCGAGUGAUGUGUGGAGUGGAACAGGACCUGCUCCAAACCCACCUCCAAGGCCAAGAGGCAGAGAGAAGGAGAAAGACCAAAAUGCAAAUACGACUGAAUACACCUUCAUGGGAUCCUUGAUCAUUCGUGAGGUCAUCAAAGACUUGAUCCCUAAAGGAAUAAAGCAGGCCAAGGUUGUCAUGCUGACUGGUACAAGUGCAGGUGGGACUGGUGUCUUACUGAAUAUUGACAGAGUGGCUGCUCAGCUGGAGCAGCUGGGGACAGAGGCACAGGUCCGUGGCCUGGUAGAUUCAGGCUGGUUUCUAGAGAGUAAACAACAAAGGUCUCCAAACUGCCCUGAGACGGUUUCAUGUUCCCCUGAAGACGCCAUCAAGAUGGGACUCAGACUGUGGAAUGGAGUUGUUCCCAACAGAUGUCGACAACUUUAUAAGAAAGGAGAAGAAUGGCAGUGCUUCUUUGGCCAUAAAUUAUACUCUACAAUGACAUCCCCACUGUUUGUGGUGCAGUGGCUGUUUGACGAGGAGCAACUGAGAGUGGAGAACAUUUACAUGGGGAGCCAGCGGAUGACUCCGGAACAAUGGCAGUACAUCCAGAACCUGGGUCGGGAACUGAAGACAUCUCUCAGUGAUGUUACAGCUGUGUUUGCUCCAUCCUGCCUCUCACAUACGAUGAUUACUAAAAGUAACUGGAUGAGUUUCCAAGUAAAGGGCACUUCUCUGCCACGAGCCUUGCAAUGCUGGGACAAGAAUCUAGAGGCAGUGCGUAACAACAGGACCCCUGCAAGAGGCUGCCCAUUCCACUUGGUAGACACCUGCCAGUGGCCCCAGUGCAACCCCACCUGCCCUGCCUUGGUGGAUCAGGCUACCCAGCAGGAGCUCACCCUUCUACAGAUGCUAGUAGCCUUGGGACUGGACCUCCAGAGUCUCGGGGUAGAUCCACAAGAAGAUGGGGAUUCCUUGGUUAGCAUGAUUAGCAAUGGGGGCUAAGAUAAAAAGAACAGUGGUGAGAGACAUGCAUAAGCUUGGUGUUAAAUUAACACAUGUCAAAUAACCAUUGACACGGUACAUAAAUCUGGGGACUUGUUGCUGGUAUGCAUUCCAUUAUACUCCAUGGGUAAGCCAAAGAUGACUUGGCUGGGGUAGCCUAUGUGGCAGUGAGAGAAUGGUGUAGUGCCCACUACUGGACACAGGACAUAACUAAUUUAUAAAUUAGGCUGUCUAUAAACAGCUAUAUUUUAAAUGUAGAGUGAUAAUGAUAUACUUAUCAUUAGUCCCAGAGCAUGAGAUACUUA
This is a messenger RNA of Boleophthalmus pectinirostris (great blue-spotted mudskipper), 3325 nucleotides long. It is a transcript of the gene notum2, whose product is annotated as notum pectinacetylesterase 2. NCBI's taxonomy places the organism in Eukaryota, Metazoa, Chordata, Actinopteri, Gobiiformes, Gobiidae. The transcript has 13 exons. The record is from RefSeq and is a predicted model, not a curated record. Gene Ontology annotation, molecular function: hydrolase activity. The coding region runs from base 1467 to 3020 and encodes 517 amino acids.